UGACUUCCCAGAGGCCGACUUUUUCCACUGGGUCACACUUUUUCUAGAGCGUCCCUCUGCUUCAGAGAAUUGUCUUGUUAAUAAAAUCCGGAGCAUUCAGCUUGAACCCGUGCUGCUUUUCCUCUUUCCAGCGUGCGUAAUUACUAUCCAGGAUCGAUAGAAGCGUCCAAAAGCGAGAUCACAACAACGCAGAGGCGAGGAUUCAAGACAAACUUCCUUGGAAAGAUGAAAUCCGAAUUGGAAAUCUGCUUGGUGUUCCUCACGCUGUACGUCCCCGGCGUGCUGUCCUUCUCAUCACAGGUGGCAGCCAUCUACCCCCAGGACCCCGCCCUGCCCAUUGGCUCCAGCCUAACCGCCACUUGUCGGGUCAACCCUGACCUCGGCCUCCACGCCAGCUCUCUGUUCUGGACGCUGAAUGGCCGGCGACUGCCCAGCUCCUCCUACAGCGUGCUGAGUCCAACCGCCCUCAGCGUGACGCUGGCCCAGCUCCCCGCCUCCCGGCAGCGCUCCGGUGACAACCUGGUCUGUCACAACCCCGGGGGACACGUCUUGGCCGGCUCCUGCCUCUAUGUCGGCAUGCCUCCAGAGAAGCCGGUCAAUCUGACCUGUUGGUCCCGGAACACCAAGGACCUGACUUGCCGCUGGGCUCCUGGAGGACAGGGAGAGACCUUCAUCAGGACAAAAUACACACUCAAGUACAAGCUCAGGUGGUACGGUAAGGAGAGGGAGUGUGAGGACUACAGUCACACCCUGCCCUACUCCUGCUACAUCCCCCGCGACCUGGCCCUCUUCACGCCCUACGAGAUCUGGGUGGAGGCUUCCAACCAACUGGGCUCGGCUACCUCUGAUGUCAUCACAAUGGACAUCCUAGACGUGGUGACUACGGACCCCCCAUCAGGUGUGACUGUGAGUCGUGUCGGGGAGCUGGAGGACCAGCUGAGUGUUCGCUGGGAAGUCCCGCCCGCCCUCAAAGACUUCCUGUUUCAGGCCAAGUACCAGAUCCGCUACAGACUGGAGAACAGCCAAGACUGGAAGGUGAUGGAUGAUGUUGGUAACCAGACAUCUUGUCGACUGGCGGGACUGAGACCAGGAACAGUUUAUUUUGUCCAGGUUCGCUGUAACCCUGUGGGCAUUUAUGGCUCGCGCAAAGCUGGAAUCUGGAGCGAGUGGAGCCAUCCCACCGCUGCAUCCACGCCCCUCAGUGAGCGGCUGAUGUCGGGCUCCUGCGACUCAAAGUCCAGCGGAGACUCCAACUCCACCCUGCGGAGGGAGCUGAAGCAGUUCUUCAGCUGGGUGCGGAAACACGCCUACGGCUGCAGCGGCAUGUCCAUGAAGUUGUACGACCAGUGGAGAGUGUGGAUGCAGAAAUCCCACAAAGCUCGCAACCAGGUAGGUACUCCAAGGGGAUAAAUCAUAGCACACGCUACCUUUUACAAGCAAGCGACCCAGUCAAGACAGCAGAUGAGCGAGUGUGAUUUGUGUGUUUGUGUGUGUGUUUGAGAAGAAGAGACAGAAGGAGAGCGAGUGAGCUUGUAUUUGUAUGUGGGAGUUAUAAAGACAAUGCGCUCUGGAUGAUUUACAUACAUUUCCUAUUCACGGACAUGAGAGGACACCCAAUAACAAACUGUGAGAUUUGGGGUCUUCCUGUAUUUGUAUGCACCUUUCUCAGUCAAUAUGAGGACUGUUUGCCUGGCACGGUGCAAUUGGCAAGGAUUGAGAAGGUGUGAUAGUCCUGGAUGUUUCAGUAUCACUGCAUGGGAGGAGAAAGAGACCACAUGGGCUACUCUGCUUUCUAAGAGGACAUUGUGAUUUUGUGUCGGAAUAACCAUCAUCGAGGUGUGCUUAUUAUUGGCAUGCAUGACUUUGACAUGUAUAAAGACAUUGGAUGCGACUACAUAGCUGCUCUGAAUGUGCACAAAGUCGGUCAAGACAGCAGAGUCAAACAAGCUAGAAGUGUUCCUGAGGCAUAUACAGGUACUGUGUGUUCAACAGGGACCAAGACCUUUUUUGGAUCUCAUCUUAACACCCUUGGGAUCUCAUUAAUGUGACUGGUGACUCCAAUGGAUCCAAAGCUCCAUCUAGUGGUUAUUGAGGUUACACUUCUGGAAAAU
Molecule: messenger RNA, 2111 nt
Organism: Myripristis murdjan (pinecone soldierfish)
Lineage: Eukaryota; Metazoa; Chordata; Actinopteri; Holocentriformes; Holocentridae
Gene: crlf1a
Product: cytokine receptor-like factor 1a
Exons: 9
Coding region: 226-1410 (394 amino acids)
Biological process (GO): cytokine-mediated signaling pathway; positive regulation of tyrosine phosphorylation of STAT protein
Cellular component (GO): external side of plasma membrane; CRLF-CLCF1 complex; signaling receptor complex
Molecular function (GO): cytokine receptor activity; cytokine binding
Source: RefSeq, a predicted model, not a curated record